UUUGUGUGUUUAGGAGCGCAUGUGGUUCAGUGGCAGAUGAACGACCGUGAUCUCUUCUACAGGUGAAUGUGCGAUCAUUACAUAUUAUCGCUAUUCGGCAAGGUCACACGGCGCCUUGCCUGGAACAUUGACAGGGAUCUCGUUUAAUCCCGACUGUAAUCUGUCUGUGUGCACGAAUUUGGGUGCGUGUGUAUAUGUUCUGUGUGCGCGUGCGUUCCUCAUAUGAAUAAGCGGCGCCAGGCAUGUGGUGAGGCGCGGGAGGGUGCAGACAUGAGCGCCGCUGGCCAGGACGAGGCCCCGCCAGACACUCGCGACGAGGACGUUGCCCGCGCGGACGGGGGCCAGGCGGGCGCGGAGGCGGCAGUCGAGGCACGCGUGGCGGAGGCGAGGGCCGCCUUCGACGAGCUCCGCGCGCUCCUGCGGCUGAACAUUGCCAACAUCGAGCCCACGAGCCCUGGUCCCGCGGAGAUCCUGCCGCACCUCCUGCUCGGCUCCUGCGCCGACGCCAGGAACCUCGAGGUGCUCUCCAGGCUGCGGGUCACUCACGUGCUGAACUGCGCUGGGGCCUCCGUGCGCACCGGGGAGGCGUUCUACGCCUCCCUGGGCAUGCAGUACCAGGAGUUCCAGGCCGAGGACUCGCAGGGCCAGAACAUCAUGCAGCACUACGAGACGCUCGCCAGCGCAGCCGACGCCGCGCUGGAGGCCGGCGGCCGCCUCUUCGUGCACUGCGAGGCCGGCGUGAACCGCAGCGGCUGCCUCUGCAUCGCCUACCACCUGGUGCAUUCGGGCGCCCCGCUGCUGGAGAGCGCGAGGCACUGCAAGGGGCGCCGCGGGCGCAUCUGCACCAACGAGGCCUUCCAGAGGCAGCUGUUCGCCUUCGCGCUGGAGCGGCGCUUGCCCCUGCGGUGAGAGAGGAGCUGAACGCCUCGGGGGACGCGGGCCUGGGGCACGACGUGUGCCCUUCUAGGCCCGCGGAUGGCGGCGCCACGGAUCGCGGCGCUUCGCGUGGCCCUGUACAACCCGCUCUCGAUCCUGGAGGCCCAGAGGCUGAACCACAUCUGGCGUACAAUACGGGCUGGCAUCCUCCUCCUCCCGGGGACUCGUAUGAGAGCCACGAGGGGCCAAGCUGUCACAAGGAUGUCUCUGGGCGGGGGGGCCUUCGCCCUGAACGCGGGGUGGUGCCCAAGACCAUUCUCGAACAGUUCGGCUGGAUGCACCAUCUUGAUGGGGAACACGUUCAGG
This is a messenger RNA of Prorocentrum cordatum, 1242 nucleotides long. Lineage: Eukaryota; Dinophyceae; Prorocentrales; Prorocentraceae. The record is from the annotation of a GenBank genome assembly.